Molecule: messenger RNA, 1752 nt
Organism: Oppia nitens
Lineage: Eukaryota; Metazoa; Arthropoda; Arachnida; Sarcoptiformes; Oppiidae
Product: solute carrier family 46 member 3-like
Exons: 3
Coding region: 1-1752 (583 amino acids)
Biological process (GO): transmembrane transport
Cellular component (GO): membrane
Molecular function (GO): transmembrane transporter activity
Source: RefSeq, a predicted model, not a curated record
AUGACUAUUUGUGAAAACAACAUCAAWUCUAAUAAUAAUAAUAAUAAUAAAUUUAUAAAUAAUAAACAUGCACAAAUUAAWARWUCAUCAUCAAAAUGGACCUGGACAACAUUUUGGCUAAUAAUAAACUCGCUAAAAAUUGAACCGUUCAUAUUUCUAUAUAUGCUUAGUUGUAGUCUAUCGGAUAUUACAACCAAUCAGUUAAUUCAGGAUAAAAUAUGUCUGAAUCRRUAYAACCAGUCAGUUGACUAUUGUGUCGACAUUAGCAAAGUUACAACACCAACAACAACAGCUACCGGUGCCCAGUCAGUCAWUAAUKUCACCARUGUUGUUGCCAUCAAGGACAGUAUAUUGGGCGACCUGGCCCAAUUCAAUAUCUAUAUUGUUAAUAUAUCAACACUGCCGGCAUUUUUGUAUGUACUGUUUAUCGGCUCCUGGACCGAUAGCUAUGUCCAUGGCCGCAAACUGGUACUACUAGUGAUCAGUCUGGGCUAUAUCGGAUUGUUUGCUGGCCUACUGUUCAAUUCAUUAUAUUUUGACUUAAAUGUCUAUUAUAUACUAUUGUCAUACAUACCCAGUGCCCUAUCGGGCGGUUGGCCUACCGUAUGGCUAAUCUGUUACAGUUAUAUGGCUAACAACUCGUCAAAUGAGUAUCGGUUUAUCAAAUUUCUUGCCUACGAAGUGGUGGUCACUGCAUCUGACCCAUUGGGUACCUAUAUAGGCGGUCUACUACUUGGCUCAGGUAAUCAUCAGGCAAUUGAUGGCCAACUGCACAACUAUAGUCAUGUCUAUACAACCUGUUUGGUUGCAACUGUCUUAGCGUUUCUAUGGGUUYUGCUAGUAAUCAACGAAAACACUGCCGAAGUCGGCUAUCAGCUCAUCAACAAUGGUGACAGUGUCGGCRUCGGAGACACUGUUAACACUGUCAWCAAUGAWUCAGAGCCACUAAUGGACAGUGAUUUUUGCGAUGAGGACGAGGAGGURGAAUUGGAGGAAAGGGAUGAUAAUAAUAAGUCAAAKASMAUAGCAAUCGAGGAACUGAAGUCUAUUCAGCCGCCAACGCGACAAAUGGACACUAAAUUUUCGUUAUCGAAAAUGUUUGAUCUGAAAAAUGUCGGCGAUAUGUUGACCACAGCAUUCAAACAGCGGCCAAACAAUGGCCGUACACUGAUAUGGCUUCUCUAUGGGUGUAUGUGUAUGACAGUAUCRUCAACAGUACGCGACAUACAGGUGCUKUUUCCCUACGUAGAAAAGGUCUAUCACUGGGAUGCCCAACARUUUAGUAAUGUUAAGUCGAUAGCAGCCUUKGCAUUGAUCAUACUGUUGGCACCGAUAGCUUUUCUGAUGUCAGGCGUGCUUAAGGUCAACGAUACCCGAUUAGCCGCUUUGGGAUUCCUGUCCAAUAUGUUGGCCGGUCUAUCAAUCGGAUUGAUUAGCAGUCCAGUGGGACUGUAUAUUAUGUACGCUAUUGGCGGUGCCAGUUGUUUGUGUUGGAUAGGCAUCCGAUCAUUGUUAUCAAAAUUGGCUACCGAAGCUGAAUCGGGUAAAGUUUUCAGUCUAUUGGCUGCAUUGGAAACAAUUAUGCCUACAGUUAAUACAYUGUUGUAUAAUCUAGUCUUUCGUUAUACAAUCAGUUGGUUUCCUAGUCUAGUAUUUUUGUUAAUCAGUUCAUUGACUUGUAUACCACUAACCAUUUUCAUAUGGAUUGACCUAAAAUAUGGACAUCWAAUCAAUAAAAAAUCUUCCCAUUAA